Messenger RNA from Onychostoma macrolepis, 1553 nucleotides. RefSeq names its product C-type mannose receptor 2-like. The record is from RefSeq and is a predicted model, not a curated record. Lineage: Eukaryota; Metazoa; Chordata; Actinopteri; Cypriniformes; Cyprinidae. Bases 1 to 1101 code for a protein of 366 amino acids. The transcript is spliced from 4 exons.
AUGGAGCAGACAUUUCAAUUAAUUCUUCUUAUUGCUCUCUGCUCCGUAUCUGAAUGUGUUCAGCGUCAGUAUCACUAUAUAAAUGAGAGGAAGACCUGGACUGAAGCUCAGAGAUACUGCAGAGAGAAUUACACAGAUCUGGCCACCGCUGACAACAUGAACAACAUGAACGAGCUGAACAAGAGUGUGAAUGAUAGAAGUGUUCAGUAUGUCUGGAUUGGGCUGCAGAAGACGGGUCGUGAUGAAUGGCAUUGGUCUUCAGGUGAACCUGUGCUCUAUCUGAACUGGGCACCUGGACAACCAGAUGGCAGAGAUGAUUGUGCUGUGAUGUUAAAUGGAAAAUGGCAUGAUUGGACAUGUAAUUCUGCCCGAUAUUUCAUCUGCAACAACACGAACACAGGACUCGUCUUUGUCAAUCAGAUGAAAAAUUGGAGAAACGCUCAGAGUUACUGCAGACAGAAUCACUCUGAUCUGGUCAGUGUGAGGAACCAGAAUGAGAGUCAACAGGUUCAGCAGUUCAUUAGUGAUAAUCAUUUAUCUGGAUCAGAAGUCUGGAUCGGUCUGUUCAGAGACUCAUGGCAGUGGUCAGAUCAGAGUAACUCCUCAUUCAGAUACUGGAGGUCUGGUCAACCUGAUAAUUAUGGAGGUGUUGAAGGAUGUACAAUGAUUCUAUUGAAUGCUGUGGGACAAUGGAAUGACAUCUCUUGCACCAACCAAUAUCCUUUUGUGUGUCAUGAAGAUGAACUGAUUGUGAUCAGAGAGAAUCUGACGUGGGCUGAAGCUCUGAGAUACUGCAGACAGAAUCAUGUGGAUCUGGUCUCGGUUCAUUCAGAAGAGAUUCAGCGUCGUGUGAUGAACGUGGUUAAACGGGCGUCUACUGCGGCGGUGUGGUUGGGUUUACACAACUACUGCAUCAUGAACAUGUGGAUCUGGCUGAGUGGAGAGAUCGUGUGCUAUCAGAACUGGGCUCCAGGGAACGGAACGACUCCAGAAAACUGCAAACUCGAGAAGAGAAAAGGAGCAGUUCAGUCUGGAGGAGAUCAGCGCUGGAUCAGCCUUCCUGAAUCUCACAAACUCAACUUCAUCUGCAGCAGAUAUUAAGAGCUAAUGUGUUUACUUGCAUUCAUGGUUUUCAUAGGCUACUUCAUUGUUUUUCUGAUUUACUUUUAUCUUUGAUUUGUUCUUUAGUAAGUUCUGAGUGAAUCUUAUUGGGUUAUAUUAUUGGGUGGCCAGAACUGUUUUAUUUCUGUAUUAUGAUAUAUGUCUUUUAAGAAACUCCUUGUAUAUCUGGGGCCAAGGAGGACUAGGAUAAGGGAUUAAGUCAGGAUAUCUUGGUGAUCCUGGCUCAAUUGAUCCGUAAUCCGGUUGCACUAAAGCUGGAUAGGGGGCAGGAGGAUAUGUUAUGGUAUAAAUUACCAUGGAGAUUUAUUCUGUGGAGCUAGCCUGCUCCAGACCAGGCUAAAUUCCAGGAUCUAUUUAAUCUCAUCCCUAAUGUCAGUCAGCAGUCACCACAAAUGGAAACCAAUAGUUAUUUCACUGCUCACUAUACAUUG